Procambarus clarkii (red swamp crayfish) is the source of this 612-nucleotide messenger RNA. The record is from RefSeq and is a predicted model, not a curated record. NCBI's taxonomy places the organism in Eukaryota, Metazoa, Arthropoda, Malacostraca, Decapoda, Cambaridae.
AUGGACACAGGGACGGUCAUCAACAUGCACUCGCCUCCACAGAUGCAGGUGGAGUUCAGGAACCAACGAGGCUACUACAUCGGCAACGCCUUCCUGCCCAGCCUUCUCCUCUCCAUCGUCUGCUACCUCAGCUUCUACUUCGCUAUCGACGACUUCCAGGACCGCGUGAUGGUGUCUCUGACUUCGCUGCUGGUGCUGACAAGUCUACUGACGCAGACCAACCAGUCCAUCCCGAAGACGGCGUACCUCAAGCUCAUCGACAUCUGGUACAUCGUCCUCAUCUGUCUAGACUUCCUUAUCAUCGUGGUCCUGGUAUUCAUAGAGAGCCUUCGCCGGCGGGUCCAAACAUCGGCAGUGUCGUCGGGCGGGUCACAGAUUAAGGUCAAGAGCUACGGGUCUGGAUCUGUAGCUCUGGAACGCCAAGAACUGCCAAAGGACCAUGUGGUCUGGAGGAAGGGGAUGUUUCAGCAACCGGAAAAUAAGUACCACAACAUUACCCAGGAGGAUAAAGCCAGGAAGGUGAACCAGAUCUCAAUCCUUGUGUUCCCCAUUAUCAUCGUGUGCUUUCUGGGAGUCUUUUUCUAUAAUGCCUUCGUCAGCCAGUCGCGCUGA